GAAGUGGAAGUGAAUUGUGGAGAAGAAAUUGAGAAAAGUAGAAAGAGCUGAAUUCAUUUGACGAACCUUUCCAUCUUUUUCAACGGGAAAAUUAUGGCGGAACUUUUAUAUGAAAAUCGUGUUGAACAUAUUUUCUUACUUCUUUGGGAUCUUAUUGUGUUCUAUGUGAAAUCAUUCAUUUACAUCUGUGAAGCUUUUUACCUAAGUUUACUACCGACAAAAUUUAGAAAUUUAAAGGAUGUUAAAAAUCAAGUUGUGCUUAUUACCGGAGGUGGUGGCGGCGUUGGAAAAUUGCUGGCAUUAAAUUUUGCAAGACUUCAAUCUCGAGUGAUCAUUUGGGACAUUAAUCAAGAAGCUAUAAAUUCAACGAUUGAAUUAUUGGCGUCUGAAGGAUAUUCAUGCAAAGGAUAUGUCGUUGAUUUGGCAAAUAAGGAGAAAAUCCAGCAAACUAUGAAAAUAGUUCGUGAGGAUGUGGGUGCUGUGCAGAUUUUGAUCAAUAACGCCGGGACGGUGUGCUGUAAGCCACUCUGGGACCUCCAGGAGAAGGUCAUUGAGAACACAUAUGCUGUUAAUGUUCUAUCGCACUACUGGACCGUCAAGGGAUGCCUGGACGAUAUGAUUGAUAAUGGUGGACAUAUUGUUACUGUUGCAUCAGUAGCCGGCUUAUUGGGCACAUAUGGUUGCACGGAUUACAGCGCCACGAAGUUCGCGUGCAUUGGAUUCCAUGAGGCUCUGUACACGGAAUUACGAACGCAUGGUCAUGAUAAUGUGCACAUGACCCUUGUCUGUCCAUACUACAUCAAUACGGGAAUGUUUGCUGGCGUUCGACCACGAUUGAUGCCAAUGUUGGAGCCUGAAGCCGUUGCAGACGCCAUUGUUGGUGCUGUGCGAAAAAAUGAAGUAAACUGCGUUCUUCCGGACAGUGUUAGAUUCCUUCUUCCGCUCAAACACUGGCUUCCCGCCAAAGUAUCCUGGGAACUAAUGGCUCGCGUUAUGAAGGGACCAAGCUCAAUGAUGCUCUUCAAAGGACGUGGACGUGUAGCAGCUGGAUAA
This is a messenger RNA of Lutzomyia longipalpis, 1053 nucleotides long. Its product is annotated as epidermal retinol dehydrogenase 2. Gene Ontology annotation, cellular component: lipid droplet. Gene Ontology annotation, molecular function: oxidoreductase activity, acting on the CH-OH group of donors, NAD or NADP as acceptor. Lineage: Eukaryota; Metazoa; Arthropoda; Insecta; Diptera; Psychodidae. Bases 94 to 1053 code for a protein of 319 amino acids. The record is from RefSeq and is a predicted model, not a curated record. The transcript is spliced from 4 exons.